This is a messenger RNA of Echinostoma caproni, 1095 nucleotides long. NCBI's taxonomy places the organism in Eukaryota, Metazoa, Platyhelminthes, Trematoda, Plagiorchiida, Echinostomatidae. The record is from the annotation of a GenBank genome assembly.
GAUCCCAAGGGUAUCGUACGUGACACUGGUGGAUACGCGGUCGCUUUGAAGUAUACAGCUGACAAAAUCUACGAUAUUCCACCGGGUAGUACUUGGUGGGCGUCGAGUGAAUUCGGUUGGGUUGUGGGUCAUUCAUACUGCUGUUACGCACCAUUGCUACAGCGCGCUACAACAAUCAUUUACGAGGGUAAACCCGUUGGAACUCCUGAUGCCGCCCAAUUCUUUCGUGUCCUUUCGGAGAACAAAGUUCGCGGUUGGUUCCUCACCCCAAGCGCUGCACGUGCUAUACGCAGUGAAGACCCGGAACUCGAUCUGAGUGAGAAGUAUCGCACCGGACGACCGGGAUUACGAAAUUUAGCCAACGUGUUUGUGGCCGGUGAGCAUUGUGACGAAAGCACAAUGCGAUGGUUGGCAAGAAUGCUUCCCGCUCACGUGAAAAUCAGUGACACAUGGUGGCAAACUGAGACCGGUUGGCCAAUCACAUCAAGCUGUCUUGGUUACGAGGAUGGUUGUGCAAACACUCAGGGUUGUGUGGCCCCGAUUGGUUCAGCCGGUCUUCCGGUUCCCGGUUACAAUGUACAACUGGUGGAACACAAGGAAGGCAAUACAAGUUCACAAUCUGUAGACAGGGAACUGGAGAGUGGGAAAGAUGAGAAGCCGUUGUCUCGAAUCGUGGUCAAGUUGCCUCUGCCACCAGGAGCUGCAAUCACCCUGUGGAAUGAUGAUAAACGGUUUGAGGAGCUGUAUUUCUCGAAGUACCCGGAUCACUACGAUACUAUGGAUCUCGGCUACCGCGAUAUCAACGGCUAUCUGUACAUUUUGAGUCGUGCAGAUGACGUAAUCAAUGUGUCCGGGCAUAGGUUGAGCACAAGUGCAUUAGAAGAAGCCUGUCUGGCGGUCGAUAGUGUGGUUGAUUGUGCGGUGAUUGCGGUGCCACACACCGUGAAAGUGGCUGCGUUCAACCAGGCCUGCUUCGUGCCCAAAUUGCCGAAAACACGAUCGGGGAAAAUUUCUCGAGGAAGUUUGGCCGAAAUGGCUGCGGGUAAACCUGUUCGAGUGAGUGAAUCAAUGCGUAAAAUGCGGAAACAGCAGUAA